Sclerotinia sclerotiorum 1980 UF-70 is the source of this 669-nucleotide messenger RNA. RefSeq lists its product with no specific name. Bases 1 to 669 code for a protein of 222 amino acids. NCBI's taxonomy places the organism in Eukaryota, Fungi, Ascomycota, Leotiomycetes, Helotiales, Sclerotiniaceae. The record is from RefSeq and is a predicted model, not a curated record. The transcript has 2 exons.
AUGUCACCUAUAUCAUCUCAUAGCCGUGCUAGGAAAGGAUCUGCAUCUAGAAGCACUGACGGCAAUUCCAGUCAUCAAUCUCACGGCCGUAACGCCAGCCGCACCCGAGCUCGAAGCUCUGUCGUAAGAAGAGAAGAACCUCGAUAUGCCUCAACAGAACUUGGCUCAAGCCCUCACCCACAAUCCCCAGUCUCAGAUCAUCAGUCACAGGAAGAAGGAUCUUUUGUGAGCAAUAGAGCUAGCUUCGGUGGCUCCAUUCAUGAUUCUAGCUUUACAUCAGAAAAUGAGUCGGAUGAAUUGGAGACUCAGAGCCACGAAAACUCUUCUCAAUACUCCUAUUCUCAUUUGGGUUACUUCUCCCAUGACUACAUGAUGAUAUCACACUACGACAGCCAGCUCGCCAUCGAGGAAGACCCCAACGAAGAGUACUAUUCCUAUCAACCAGUUGCUCAUAAUGUAACCAGGGGAUUAGCCACAGAGAAUAGCGUACAAGCACCUAACAUCGAAUACCAUUCAGCGCAAGCUUAUUCUCCGGCUACAGAAAUGUGGACUUUGCAGGAAUCUCGAGAUGAAAGGAUACGUCUUGGCCUACCAGGGCGCCAACAAGCCCCUUCAGCCUUCUUUGAAUGCGAUCAGGAAAAUGUGCUCGAGGCAGAUAAUCCCAAUUAA